Messenger RNA from Labeo rohita (rohu), 3968 nucleotides. RefSeq names its product jade family PHD finger 1 (gene jade1). NCBI's taxonomy places the organism in Eukaryota, Metazoa, Chordata, Actinopteri, Cypriniformes, Cyprinidae. Gene Ontology annotation, biological process: regulation of transcription by RNA polymerase II. The record is from RefSeq and is a predicted model, not a curated record. Gene Ontology annotation, cellular component: histone acetyltransferase complex.
AGGUGGACGAGGAAUACAGCGGCGGCAGCGCGCAUACGUAACCUGCAUGUGUUUGUGUGUGUGGGGUGGAGGAGAGGCGACUACUCAAACUGUGAGCAAGCGCCACAUAGAAACGCCAGCGCAGGAUCAGCAAGACCUUUUUUAUAUUUCUGCAUCACUUGAAGGCCACGGCAGCUGACGAUGAAGCGAAGCCGUGUCCCGAGCACCAGUGAGGACUCGGAUAAUGGAAGUAACUCCACGUCCUGGUCUCAGCACUCCAACUCCAAGCACAGGAAACAGAAUGGAAAAAGACCCUCAGAGGUGUUCAGGACAGACCUGAUCACUGCUAUGAAGCUUCAUGAUUCAUACCAGCUGAAUCCAGAGGAUUAUUAUGAGCUGGCCGAUCCCUGGCGGCAGGAAUGGGAAAAGGGGGUUCAAGUCCCUGUUAGUCCCGAAUCCAUACCGCAGUGUACAGUGCGUACUGUUGCUGAGAAAUGCCCUGCUCCUCUGUUUAUGAGGCCGAAGAAGCUGAUUCGCUCAUCUGAGUCAUCGAUGCUGGGGUACGUGGGUAUUCAGACGCUAGCUGAUGGCAUGUGUCGUUAUGACCUGAAUGAGGAGGACGUAGCUUGGCUGCAGAUCGCUAACGAGGAGUUUAGCAAAAUGGGCAUGCAACUCCUGGAUGAGCUGACAAUGGAGCGGGUCAUGGAGGAGUUUGAGCGCCGUUGCUAUGACAACAUGAGCCACGCCAUGGAAACCGAGGAGGGGCUUGGCAUCGAGUACGACGAGGACGUGGUGUGUGACGUCUGUCAGUCCCCUGAUGGCGAGGACGGCAAUGAAAUGGUGUUCUGUGACAAGUGCAACAUCUGUGUGCAUCAGGCGUGUUACGGUAUACUGAAGGUUCCUGAGGGCAGCUGGCUUUGUCGUACCUGUGCACUGGGCAUCUUUCCCAAAUGCCAUCUGUGUCCUAAAAAAGGCGGGGCCAUGAAACCCACUCGAAGUGGUACCAAGUGGGUCCACGUCAGCUGUGCCCUCUGGAUACCAGAAGUAAGCAUUGGUAACCCUGAGAAGAUGGAGCCUAUCACUAAUGUGUCUCAUAUACCCAGCAACAGAUGGGCUCUGAUAUGCUGCCUGUGUAAAGAGAAAACAGGAGCGUGUAUUCAGUGUUCUGCCAAAAGUUGCCGUGUGGCGUUCCACGUUACUUGCGGUCUCCAGUGUGGGUUGAAGAUGAACACUAUCCUCACAGAGGCGGAUGAAGUCAAGUUUAAGUCUUUUUGUCCCAAGCACUCAGGCAUGGAAUGGAAUGAGGAAGAGGGAGAUGAUAACAGACCAGUGAAGGUCCAGACCAGCGAAGAGAGAAGGAGAAACAGGGCAGUGGACAUCUCAUCCUCUUCACAGCCCAGGCUCGCACAGAAUCCUGAAGAAACCAGACUCAGUGAGCGCAAACUUCGAGUCCAGCAGCUGGAGGACGAGUUCUAUCGUUUCGUCGCCGCUGAUGAAGUCGCAGAGCACCUGCAGUUGCCACUGGAAACUGUGGACUUCUUGUUCCAAUACUGGAAAUUGAAAAGAAAGGUGAACUUUAACCAGCCGCUCAUAAUGCCGAAGAAAGAAGAAGAAGACAGCCUUGCCCGGCGAGAACAAGAAGUGCUUUUGCGGCGACUCCGCCUCUUCACGCAUUUACGACAGGAUCUAGAGAGGGUGCGUAAUUUGACGUACAUGGUCAGCCGUCGGGAAAGAAUUAAACGGACCUUGUGCCGAGUGCAGGAGCAGAUCUUCCAUCAUCACGUCAGGCUACUGGAGCAGGGACGCGUUGCUGGUAUAUCUUCUACUAGACGUUUGGAGGAGGCCAUGUUUUACUUUCGGACAGCACCCCCCGUACCUGCAUCCCCCCAACCUCUGAAGGGUCACUGCGGCCAGAACAGCGCCCUGGGCACCACUGUUCAAAAUCACGAGAAAGGGAGCAACCCUUUUAGAGUCUCAAAGCAUAUCGAAGCAGACAAGCUUACAAAGAUGCCCAGGCUGGAAAGCCUGGUCAUGGACAGUGUUCCCAAUUCUGGGGUCGGCGAUUCAGGCUCUGGAGCUUGUAAGACGGCGGCAUCAGCUACAGUGAAACGUUCUGAGGGCAGGCUGAGGAGCGGUGAGUCUCACAGGAGAGAGGAGGAGAGCGAGCGCCCCCUGGAGGACAGGAGGAGGAGGACGAGCAAGCUGUGGGAACAGGUGUCUAUAAAAGACAAAUUGAGACAGUCGAAGUCUGUGGAGGAGACGGUGAAGAAUGAGACUGAGCAUGACAACAUGGAUGACAGAUUAAUGUUGUCUCACAGCAGAACCUCUGCUAGUUCUGUAGUCACUGCUUCGACCAUGUACAACGGAUCGCCGAGGAAGUCACACGCAAGCCAACAUCAGGGAAAAAUAGUGCCAAAUGGAACAACGGGGCGGCAUCUGAAAAACUGGGGCAGUUUUAGAAUCCCUAAACGGAGUGAAAGAACGUCAACGGGGAAAGACGGACAGGACGGGAAUGACGUGGCGGACCAAAAUUCUUCCUUAAAAACUUUUAAUACGAGUCCUGCCUCCUCUCCACAGAUCAGGACCCGGCUGAGGACAGGAAGCGAGAACCGAAGUCACGUGGAAGAGUCUGAUCUUGGCCAAUCGGAACAGGGCAAGAGGUGUCACGCCCAAAGACUUCGAAGCCCGAUGACUAGACGUUACGGUUCGGAUGUGAUCCAACGUGGAGUUCUUGCAUCAUAAAAUGUGUCCAAAAAUAUAUAUUUCUCAUUUUCAUUUGCUCUUCGGUGAAAGGCGAACAGGUGGAAUAUUUAUUUUUCUAUUCUGUAAUUUUCUGCUGUUGCUGAAACUAUUUUUUUGAGUGUACGUUUAAAACAUACGCAAAGAGGUUUCAAAGACCAAACGAUUGGGUGAUGAAGAAGAAGAAUAUCUUCCUAAUGAAUGAAACUUUAAAUCAGGUGAAAUUAACUGGCACAAUUUUUAGAUGAGUUACGAGCACUUAUAAGGGUGUUACCAGCGUGAAACAAAGCCAGUACGGCCCAACUGUCUUAAGUCCCACAGAAUUACUGCACUUAACUGAGCACUUAAAAAAUAUCUGACCACAACAGUCUAACCAGUGUCCAAAGUUUAGGAAAGACUUUUAAAUUGAUUUCUCAGUAUUCUGCUAACUUAAAAGGCCAUCAUGUUGUGUGUAUGUGAUGUGUGCCAUACUUACAUUGUGGCACCUUUUCCUUCUCAGGUAAAAUCUGCUUAUAUUUGUACUUAAUUUAUAGUGUUACAACUUGUUUUUCUUUGAAACAAACUGAGUGUGUAACAGGUCAAUGCCUUAUAUGUACUCUCUUUGGUCUCGAAGUAAUUCCUUUCCAGAAAAAUACAAAUAAUACAAAAAAACAACUCUUUCACUUAACCAUAUUCUUCAGCAAUAGACAGACUCUGUAGUUCCAGACAGACAAAUCCACACUCAGUAUGAUGACAUUAUGACUCGUACGGUGUACGCCAUUCGCAGCUCUGUUCAGGAAGGCUUUUAACAAUCAUUUACUUCCAGUAUCCAUUACUUUGAAUUCACUUUUGCACUUGAUAUUAAAUAAUAACACAAGACACUAUCAUAGGUUGAACGAAGACACUGUUGCGUUGAAAGGACUGAUCUUCUUGACAUGGUUGCCUUGGAGUAGUACUCAAAGUAUGUGUUCUUGCAUCUUUUCUUUAUAGCUGUAAAUGUCUUUUCUCAUGCAAAAUGUGAGUUGAUCUCCUCGAGAAAAAAAGUUUAUCUUGUGCCUGAGUGUUUUUGUUGAGAUGUUGCACUAGAACAUUAGCCAGAGAGCUUGGUAUAACUGUGUUCACAGAAAAAAAAAUGUUUCUACAUGUUUAUAUAAUCAAGCGCUGCUGUAUUUUUCUUCUUUCUUUUUCUUUUAUUCUUAUGCAAUACUUUAGUUUUGUUGCAGAUUGUGAAUAAAUUUUCUUGAGGUUAAUUCUGGAGAUGUUUGGAUUGC